AUGAACAAGACAAAGUACUCGCAGCUUCGAAAUUCUGAGGAUUGGGGGACCGAGGGAGGUGUUUCUUCUAGUGACAGUCAAGACCUCAAGCCACCGAGAUUCACGAGGCGACUACAGCACACCAUAUUGUAUUCGCUGUUAAUCACAACCAACAUUGUGUUUUUGAGUCUCUGGCUCACGGCCAAAGAGAAGAAUGGCACAGAUUACAGCAGUUGUGUCAGACCUCAAUUGACCUUCUCACCUGCUACCGAAGCGAUUCGCUACGAAAAGAAACGUUUAUGGCGGGACAUUGAUGGCCCAAACCCAUUCACAGGCGUGCCUCGUCCGGAGCUGGAUAAGGCCUGGCACGAUCUUCUUGAACCCAUGACCAUCAAGGUUACCGCGGAGGAAUUGGAGAAGUUCUCUGAAGGCGACACAUCAAUCGCUCUGAGAGAUGGCUCAGGAUACAUAGCUGAAAUGGCUGCCUAUCACGAACUUCACUGCAACAAACGUAUCCGCCGAUAUAUUUUCUUCGACUAUUACUACCAUAAUCUUACUGAGGAAGAACAAAGGACGGAAGAUACCCAUAUCGAUCACUGUCUGGAGUACUGGCGCGAGUCUGUCAUGUGCAGGGGAGAUACCACCAUGGGAACGUUCUACUGGCGUGAGAGUGAUGGAUAUCCGACUUCAAGGGUAUACACGGAUAACGAAUGUGUGGACUGGACAGCAUUUGAUACGUGGUCGAGGAAGAGGAUGGUAGAUAUGAGUGAUCGCUCUAUCCUUGAAGAUUCGCCAUUCGGAAACUAG
This is a messenger RNA of Periconia digitata, 786 nucleotides long. The record is from the annotation of a GenBank genome assembly. NCBI's taxonomy places the organism in Eukaryota, Fungi, Ascomycota, Dothideomycetes, Pleosporales, Periconiaceae.